GGCGCAGAGCGCGCGGCUCAGCUGCUCAGACAGAGUUGAACGGUGUCCGGAUCCCCUGAUGGAUGGAUGGAUGCAUGGAUACAUAGAUGGAUGAUCGGCGUGUCAUCAAUCAAACCCCGUGCGGACUCUCAGUCUGGGGCCACUGAGCCGUUCAGUAUUGAUUCCUGAUCGAUGACAGUGUGAGUGAGCGGAGUUCAGCGCCUCGAAGCCACAGGACUCUACUUUCUUCAUCCGUCCAUCUCCUCCUCCGGGAUGAAGACUCCUCUCAGCCCCUCUCAGCUCCUGGAGAGUGGGCAGAUCUUUGCCUUCAGUGGAAUGUGUCAAGAGCUGAUGGACAGAUCCACAGCUACAUCCAUCAGUCUCUCAGUCCAGCAGACUGCUUCUCCAGGUCAGGGUGGGGCCUACUCGCUGUGCGAGGUGUGUAACCUGCAACUGACUUCUUCUAGUCAGGCCCAGAUUCACUACAAUGGCCGGUCUCACCUUCGGAGAGUGCGACAGCUCCAGGCUGGGGAGACUGGACAGCAGACAGCAGCAGGGGCUCAGUCUAGGUGUCUUCCCCAGGCCACGGGGAUCAGCUCCCAGCCUGCAGGACUAACUUCGACCCCAGGACCCAGUCCAGGCAUCAGCAGCCCAGCAAGCACCACUGCAGGAAGUGGGUGUAGCGCAGUGGGUCGGGCGUUGCCAGGGCUCAUAGGCGCCACUGGUCCCUCAACGAUGAUGAAACCAUUCCUGUCAUUUCCUGUCGAGACAACAUCACCAGUUGGACUUUUCCCGAACUUCAACACGAUGGACCCGGUGCAAAAGGCCGUCAUCAACCACACCUUUGGUGUUACCUUGGUACCCAAGAAGAAACAGGUCAUCUCAUGUAAUGUCUGCCAGCUGAGGUUCAACUCUGAUUCUCAGGCAGAAGCUCAUUACAGAGGCAGCCGUCACGCCAAGAAGCUCAAGUCUCAGGAGAACAAGGCCAAGCCCAAGCUGUCCAUCUCUGCAGAGACCAAUGGGGGCAGCACAAGUCCCGCCCAUCCUGCCUCAGUCAGCAGCAGCACCAGUCAGCACACAGAACACUUACCCAGCCUCAUUGAGUCCUCCCCUCCUCUGAAACCCCUCCUCCUCCCCUCCUCCUCCUCCCCUCUCUCCUCCUCUCCCUCCUCUAGCAGAGCAGGGAGUGAGCCUCCCCCCUCCAGUCCCCCCUCUGCUCUCCCUGCCCCGGGCCUCCUCUCUUCCUCCUCUUCCUCCUCUUCCAAAGCCUCUCCUCCACCCGCUCCUCCUGCUCCCUCCCAGGCCUCCUCCCAGGAUGCUCCUCUCUCGGCGGAGUCAGAGGAGGAGAAGGCGAAGAAGCUGCUGUACUGCUCCUUGUGUAAAGUCGCCGUCAACUCUCUGUCUCAGCUGGAGGCUCAUAAUGCAGGGUCAAAGCACAAGACGAUGCUGGAGGCUCGGAGCGGCGCCGGGCCUAUCAAGGCCUACCCUCGACCUGGAGCCAAGCUGAAGAACGGCACCACCUCUACUCUCAAGGGCUCCGGCCUGCAGAACAAAACCUUCCACUGCCAGAUCUGCGACGUCCACGUCAACUCUGAGAUCCAGCUGAAACAGCACAUCUCCAGCAGGAGGCACAAGGACAGAGUGGCUGGAAAACCCAGCAAACCCAAAUACAGCCCUUAUAACAAACAGCAGCGCAGCUCCCUCACCAAGGAGCUGGCGAAGCCCUCCCUCUCUCCCUCCUUCCUCUCUACUCCCUUCGCUCCUCCGCCCACCUCCUCCAUCUCGCUCCCUCCCUGCUCUCUCCCCUCUUCCCCCCUGCUCUCUACCACCUCCACGCCCCUCACUCCUGCCAUUUCUCUGCAUCCUCGCCCUCCAGCCUCCUCGCCCCUUUUCACUGCCUCCUUCCUGCGUCCGGCUCCUGGACCAAUCAGAACGAGCCAGGGAUCGAUUCUCUUCACACCCUACUGAUGGCAGUGUCAGCGGCGGGGAGUCUAACUGGUGACCUUUGACCUCAGUCCUCCACUUUGUUGGAGCUGUGGGGGGCAGAAGAGUCCAGAAGAAACAGCUCUGCCAUCGUGGCUGCAGGGAUUCAAAACCCGACUGAGGCUUUGAAAAAAGAGACGAGAGAACAGGACCUCCUCUUCCUCCUUUUGUCUGGAUCAGACCACUCAGUUCCUGGAAAACCUGGGAUUUUUCUAAUAUCUGGUCAUGGAAAAGUCCUCGAGAAACAGAAAGCAAUAAGUGGUCCAGAAAAAAUCUGAAAGCAGCUAUUUUGUCCUCCACAUUUGUCAUUUUGAUUCAAGUGAUUCAAAGCAUCCAACUAAAAGAAGAAUAAGUGUUCAACUUGUGCAUGAAACCAGAGAAAAUACUAACAGGUCUCUUUUCUUUGACUUUUUUUUUUUACCAAAAAGAACCCCAAAGUACCUCGUCAUUACUGACAAAUUACUCUUUGUGGCAGCCUGAAUCUACUGAUAAUAAAGCUCUUUUUAAUAUAUUUGUUUGACUGAAUUAUCAUGAACAAAAUCCGGAUUAUAAAGGUCUCAACCAGAUACCUGAACGUGCUCCUGCUUAAAAUACUGAUGAGUCAACAUGAAGGAGACAUCCCGGUGCCAGAACAUUUGCAGCCCUUUGAUGCAGCUGGAAUCAGAGCUCGGCUUCAGGUCCGGUCGUCAGAGUUUGGAGGGGGCUGGUUCUGUCACAGCACAGUUCCUGCUCCUCCUCUUGCUGGAGGAGCUAACCAGCACAAACCUGAUGUCGGAGAACUCGGCAGACGUCCUCCGCCAUGAACAAAUACUACUGCAGACGUCUUCAGGUCAACACUGGACUGUUCUCCUUUAGAGCUCCCUGUGCUCAUGUUCAGUUUGUUCCUUGCAUACAGCGUCUCGAGCAAACAAGCUGCACAGUGGAAAAAAUUAAAAGUUAAAGGCUGACUGUGUUUUCUAUAUAUUUGCUAUUUAAAACAGAUGAGCAGAAGGCAACAUGCGACCCUCUUGCACAGGGGAAUCAAAUCCUCCAAAAACAUCUAAUUCCAGUGAAAAAGAGUAAUUCCUACACAAACUUUUCUUCUCUGCAUUAAAAAAAAAAAAAAAGGCCGAUGUUACGAUCACAAAGACCUUACUCAAGACACAACACUCUCAAAGUCACAUACUGCUUAAAGGAUAGCUCCACUAAUCUUACACAUUAAAGUGUGUACUAAUGCAUUUGUGAAAUAAGCAGUAAAAAUCCUCUUUUCAGCCCCAGAGGAAGCUGCAUGUAAUCUAAUAUAUUGCCUCCAGUGAUGUCACUCAGUGCCUAAGAUGCAUUGUGGGUAAUAUAAGCGGCAGGUUUUUAAAAGGGAGAACAGUGUGUGGAUUGAGAGGGAUGAUGUCCCUGGUUCUGUGGCACUGGUUUUGAUCAUUUGUUUGUGAACUGCCCAUCAUGACUCCAACAGUGUUGUAGGAGUUGCAGUGCAGAUCAGUGGCCUGCUGUUCAAAACCUGGCCACUGCAUCACCACAGUGCAGCUUAGCCACUGGGUGACAUCACUGGAGGCACUUUAACAGAUUACAUCUGUAUUUUCAUAAAACAGCUACCCACUGUAGGUUUAAGCAAAUGUUAUUGAAAUGGGAGGAAAAAGUGCUUUUGGUGGGAGAUAUUUUCAGUUUGACUUCCAAAGGAAAUUGUUUUGAUGAUCUGUUUCAACCGUUGGCGUGUUUUCAACCUGAUCGUCUGACUGCUCGUGUUUUAGGUCAGGGUGGUUAAUUCCGGACAUUUGUUGCUCAUUCUAGACCUCCCGCUGACUCAACUUGUUAUAUGUUUGGAACCUGAAUUUAUGACUCCAUUAACCCCUCCUCCUCAUAUCUGAUGUCCACACUUCUGCCUGCACCUGUUGUCUCCACUGCCGGUGUGUUAGAGACUCAUUCUGUACUUGGGACUGGGUUACUUCCCGCUUUUACAGUGAAAAUGGACUUUUUCUCUUGACUGAUGCCUGCUAUGAACAUCUGGUGGUCAGCUGUUUUUUGUUUGAGUCAACCCUCCUGCAGUAACAGAGUCUGACCAGAACUGCCUGGAGUUUAAAGCAUCUGAGCAGAACGCUUAGGGUUCUUGGACUGUAACUCACAAAAAGAGUCGGAGAAACUUUUUAAGGCUUUGAAAAACAUCACUGGACCUUUCUUGCAAAAACCUGCAACAGCAAAGGAACGUUUUCCUUGAAUAAGCUUGUUCACUUUCCAUGAGUAAAAGAAAAGUGUGAGUGUGUGUGUGUGUGAGUGUGUGUGUGUGGUUGCUUUUUCUGUGUUUUAAUUUUAAUUUGUUUCACAGUGUAUGCUGUAAAUAUAUACCUGAAACUUUUUCAUGACUUUCAAACAGCCCCAUUAUAUGACUGUCGAUCCAACUUACUGGCCCAGAGACAGAUGUCUCAUAUUGACAUAAGAUGCCACCCUCAGGAUAAAUGUCACACUAAGCAAGGCUCUGAGAAUAGCUCAACAAAUAGCGUGUAAUGUGUGACUGAAUAAUCUCUAAACAUACAGUGAUAAGAGCUCUAUCCUGAGCUUUUAACUGCAUCUCCUCAUCAGCGAAUUUUAUGGCUCAGGUUUUGUCACACAUCUCACAUGUUAAGCCUAAUAACAGGUGGUCAUAUAUGAUGAUAAGAAGCUCGGUCCUUGUCCAAAGAUGAACUCUCGACCCUGACAACUGUCCCCACUGUUCCCUCUUCAGCCAUCCACCGACUCCUACGCUUUGGCCAUUGACGUCUUUCUGGUCCCAGCUUAAGUUCAUUGAGUUCACCGUUCAUUCAGUGAGUAUGCGAUGUGGUUUAGGCUUUCAAAAACAUACGAGCAUACGUGGACCCUUGACUUGGUGUUAUUUUUUCUCACAAUCUGAUGAUGGGUCAGGAGCUAAUUUCCUAUCUCAAUAUCAUUGAACACUAGAGCUUCUAUGGGGCAUCAGCAAGCCUUUCAGCUGUUUGUCUGGUGCUCUCAACCAGCUAACAGAUGUCAUUGCAAUAGAAUAUUAGGUUUAAUUGGCAUUUGUAUAUCUCCGUGCAAUGCGAACAGAAUGACGGAUGUUUGAUGGUCUUGAAAAAGGGCUUCAGAGAACCAGGAGAAACCAUAGAAAAAUCCACACAAACUCACCAAUUAAUUCAUUCAACAUUUAUUUCAAAUUUAAAGAAUCAUUUAGGGCGUACCCUCAUUUAGUCGUCUUCCAUGGUGACGUAAGAGGACUGUCUUUUAGUCUUCCAGAGUCUGAAGGUUGUUCUCUGAUUAGCUGUCAACAAUGUGAACCAAAUAGAUUUUCGGCUAAGCUCUUCAAUACAAGGAGCAGUUGUAAGAUGUGGCCAGAAUUUCUCAUUUAAAACAAACUAACACUAUCAACACAAAGUACAGAAACAACAUUCUUGACAUUCUACAUCUUAAAAGUAUUGGAUGGACAAAUAAUAUGGACAAGAGAAGCGAAUGCAAUGAGUGAUAACGUUUGAAAUGACCAUAUAGGCAAAAAAUGUAAAAAAUGUGGUUUAAACGGAGGAGAUACUUACUGUUUUUUAUAUUUGCUCGUUUUCGUUUUGUUGUGAAUGACCUUUAAAAAAAAACUGCAAAGAAAAGUCAGUGAUUCUACUGUUUUUGUAAAUACGAGAACAUACGCCGCUAUACUUAGAUACAGUACAAAGCUGUUUUGUUUUUUUUUAAACUUAAAUGUACAGAACAUUUACAGGCUGCACAAAAGUUAAUAGUUCUCAAGCAAUAAUCUCCAGUGUAGAUAUUUGGUGUUUCGCACUACAAAUUCUUCAUUUAAACAUUUGUGGUUUGAAACUCCCACUCUCACUUUGGUCACCUACAGCAGAAAUGAGUAACGUCACGCUGAAGUUAAGCCAAUGAAAACACAUUUGCCCUUGAACACAUUUAGUGACACUGUGUGGACGGACUUUGAAUGCUAAAUUAAAGAAAUCUAAAAUAAUAAUACAAGCAGGAGUACUAAGUAAACCUCUCGUUUGGCUGAUUUCAUCAUCAUUUAAUUGUGAAAGUGAUUUUUCUCCUGGCGUUGUUUUCUAUGGUUUCACGUGGUCAGUAUUCUCCUGUCUGUCUUCCUGCCUCCUCCUGAAUAACUUGAAUCAUCUCGGUCUUCCAAUAAUGAUCAAACAAACAAACAAACAGGUUUAAGGACGUUGUGUGUGUGUGUGUUUGUGUUUAUCUAUGCAGUAUUUGGUCAUACAGUGCAGUAACUCUAUAUUUCAUCAACAUGUAACUGUAAAAAAAAAGAUGAAAAAAGUGUCAAAUCCAUGUUGAUGAAGCUGAUUAACCACCGCUAAGACUGAGCUGUUCGAUUUGAACUUCCUGUCUGUCCGAUGAUGUCACCAUGAUGCAAUAAUGUACAGAUCAGCUGCUGCUUUUCUAUCUCCGCUUCGCUUCCUUAUCGGCAAUACAGAGGCCUGAGAAUCUGGGUACUGGGGCCGGGUUGCAAUACUGGAAUGAGACAAACAAGGACGUUUAAACUGAAUUGUUGUUUAUCGAUGAUUUGAUGCAAACUAGUCAAUUUUUGUUCAAACCGUUGCAAUGUUUCUGUUGAAAACUGACAUUGUGAGCGCGUGUGCGAGUAUGUGUGUGUAUACUUUCUCCAUGUUUGAAAUGAACCUCUGCCGUCUGAUUGCUUCCAAAAUAAAAGCAAAUUUUCCAUCAAACCAGAAGACAUUGCAAACCGUGAACAUUUUCAGCGUUUAAAGGAGCAGUUCACCCAAACUGCUGCACACAGAGACCUGGCGUCACACAGGGGAUCGAUCGAUACAAAGCGUGCACAGCGGGCAACAUCACGGGGGAGAGACAUUCUGCAGUGUGUUCUGCAGUUCUGCUGUGAUCAUUUGUUAAUUAAGCUUAUUUAAAGCAGUUUAGUUUAACAGUUUGAGAUGCACAUAGAGUCUCCACCCUCUCCCAGAAUGUAACACUCCCUUCAGUCUCUUCAUCCUGGCUCCAGGCCUGUGCACAGUAGAUGCCACGCUGCACCCGACAGUUGUCUUUAAAACAUCUGGUACAUUCAAGUUAAUUGUUAACUGCAGAUAGUUUAGUUGCAAAGUUAUUUGUUGAGGUGUCAGAGAUGAUCUUGGAUGGACACAGGGUGAAUUGAUACAUUGGAUAGCCAAGAUGUUCAGAAUUGAAAGUAGAUAUUUCCUUUUGAUCAGAGCCGAGAACAGCAGUAUUCAAGAAGCAACGCUUCCUGCUUCAGAGACCCUGAGCCCGCUCCUGCGUGUAAAGCAUUUAUUCUCUGGGCUUGUUGUUUUAUUUUUUAUGAUGACAAUUAUAAUGAUGCACAUAUGCAAAAGGUAAACUUUUCAGGUUGAGAUUAUUUCUCUCCUCAUCAUUUCAUUUCUGUAACUUUGUUUUAUUUGUUUUAAUUAAAAAACUG
Molecule: messenger RNA, 7348 nt
Organism: Acanthopagrus latus (yellowfin seabream)
Lineage: Eukaryota; Metazoa; Chordata; Actinopteri; Spariformes; Sparidae
Gene: znf385b
Product: zinc finger protein 385B
Exons: 11
Coding region: 253-1947 (564 amino acids)
Cellular component (GO): nucleus
Molecular function (GO): zinc ion binding; nucleic acid binding
Source: RefSeq, a predicted model, not a curated record